Molecule: messenger RNA, 1701 nt
Organism: Suillus paluster
Lineage: Eukaryota; Fungi; Basidiomycota; Agaricomycetes; Boletales; Suillaceae
Exons: 3
Coding region: 138-1445 (435 amino acids)
Source: RefSeq, a predicted model, not a curated record
CUUACAGGGCAACUAAUGAGGUUUCGGUCCACAACCAAUUCAUCCACAUCUCCACAAUACAGACGUAUAAAACAUGAUGCAGCCCAUGCCCAUGGUCCCUCCAACAUCUCUCCAACCCUCAACUGUCGCGCUAAAUUAUGCGGUCGUCCAGCAUGCUAACAGAUCAUAUUUCAUCGCCAAUUCUAGAACAGUUUGACAAGAACUCUCAGCGGCACCUUCUCGCAUGUGACUUGGAGAACAGGGGACGUAGGAUGAUGGAGUGCUUUGCGAAUUCCACUGGCACUCUCCCCAUGCCGAGCACCACUACGCGUAACGUUUGGAAUCUUCUGCCUAACGACACAGCCAACACGAUGGCUGUGCCGCUACGGGCGGGCGUUGUUUUCCUUCGCGCGCCGCCACCCACCCCAAUGGAUGCGGCUUUCACUGUCGUCAAUGAAUCCUCAUCACGAACGCGAAGUGACGACAUGGGCUGGUCUCUCAUAUACGAGACUCGCCUUCCUACUCCGGACACGUUGGUGUCUGAAGUUGCCUCGGAUACGUGCGGCACGGACAUUGUUUCGUCAACCGAUUUCUCUGAAGGCUGUCAACCUAAGGCGGAUGAACAGUCCUCCCUGGAAAUUAAAGAUUCUGAUAAAAACGUUUUAUCGCCGAGCGAUCACGACCAUUUAUGUCCCUCAGACGCCGAGGGCAGUUCAUUCACCCAACCAGGCGGAUCCCCGAUCCUCGCGGGAGGAUUUGAAGAAAUUGUCGAUGUCAGAUUAGAAGAACUCCGAGUCCGAGGCUUGGGUUUCAUUGUCGAAAGUCUGCUGGCUGCUGGAGUGGAAAGCGUCCAGUCAGCACCACUUAUUUCAAUGGUUGUGCGAACGAUGUCACACAGGAUGACCAAGAAAUCACCCACAGAAGCCAAAAGAUUCGAGAAGGCAUUGCGUGAGAGAGCUUUGGAGGUGUUCCGCCAAUAUUGGAAACCAGACGGUGACUGGCGGCACAUAAGCUCCACCUCUGGUCGACAUUCUGCCCUCACUCUGAUAGGGGUAAACAAGGCUGGCCUCAUGGGAUCACUCUUUUCUGCUAAAGUCGUGACCGGCGGAGACAUCGCGCUUUGUUUGUCCAUGUUGGAGGAGGAGGUUCACUUUGACCGCCUGUGCGCCAUGCACGCCCUCCUUCUGUAUGCAAACGACAAACUGUGCAAAACCCGAAAUUUGCCAGCAUUGACACAGCUAAAAGCCCGGCUGUCUCAUGUCGAUCCAGUAACUGGUUUGUAUCUUUGGGCUCCUGCGCCACAUGCCCGGACACUCUUGCAGGAUAUUUCUGAUAUUAUUGAAGGUUGGAUGGUCGUUCAGGCAGACAAGCGGAAGAGAUACCAUCCUUCUGACUCGAGUCCGAGGCCUCCUUUGAAGGCUGUAGGACCGCGAAUGCGUGAAGGCAGGACGAGGGACAAAGCUUAGCGCUCGUUAUCACGCAUCUUGCGUUGAAGUAUGGUAUAUGUAUUGCACUGAUUCAAAUUCGAAAGGUGUUGGUGAACGCCUCUUGCCUCAUCAAUCUACGCCCAUCAUCAUGCUCGAAUGACGAGAAAUUGCUCCGGGAUGUCCGUAUUCUCAUAUCUAGUGAGGAUGGGUUCGGUGUAUAAUUCAGCCUUGUCGUUCAUCCGCACUUCACGUUUUACCUUCGCGCUGUAGUUUAGAACGAAAAAAAAUGUGCUAA